AUGCUGGGGUCGCUCUUGGAAGGGGCCAAGGCAACCGUCCGGCGGGCCGGGUCUGCGGAUUCCUCCGAAGACGAAGGACGAGCUGCGUUCAAGGAGCCCUCGCCGCCUCCCGAGCCCGAUGGGUCCCUGCGCGACGAUGGCCUUCAUGUACGACCUCCACACCAGCUUGCUGUAGGAGAACAAGUGGCGACAGCAUCUGAAGGCGGGGCUGCUGGUCGUGACAGGGACGUGAGCUCGUCGGUGUCGCGGUCUUUCUCUCUCCUGAGGGCUUCCGGGGCGCGGGCCAUGCUCCCUGUAAAGAUGGCUCUUAGCGGCGACCCCGAGGCCGUCGAGGCGCGGGAAAGCCUGACCAAGUACAAGGCAACCUUGUCUGCGGCGGUAGCGGAAGCGGAGGGCACGACAACCUCAAGGCGGGAGGAUCUGGAGCUGUUGACGGCGGCGCUGGCGGGCCAAGAAAGCGACCUACGGUGCUGGGGCUACGUUUCCGUCCUUGCGUCUUUCAAGGAACACCGACGAAGGGAGACUAACCGUGCUCAGCUGCGGGUCGGCAUGUCGGAGAGGCGGGAAGAAGUGAUAACCGCCAAGCUACAGGAAGUCGGCCGUCUGCUCCGCUCCAUGCCGAUCAUCGGACCCUGGACUAACAAGCCAGCGGGGGCGGAGACGGAAUCCCUCGGGUUCCGCGGAGGGAUCGGUGGUGACGGCCAUUUUUGGGAGGAGGCGUUCGCUGUAUCUCCGGGAGAUCUUCUCGCCUUCGACGAGGACCUCGCGUUGGCGAGGCAGCGGCUGGUCGCGUGCGACCGCGCUUGCGCGGCGGCAGCGGACGCUUUCGCGAUGAAGGUUGUCGCCGCUGGAGGCCUGGAGCCAAGGUCGCCUGAGGACAGAGCGCAAGCACUCCUGUCCCUGUUGUCCCGGUACCACGUGCUCGAACUGGGGGAGUCCGUAGUGUCCGGGGAAGAGGAGACUGGACAAGACCAACCCACCGUUAAAUCCUCACCUCAAGAUCUUGGAGGGACCCAGGUCGAAGAAGACCGUGAAGAAGCUGGCAAACAGCAACCGCGGGAAGAGGAGGGGGAGGCCGAAACCCGCAACCCCGAAACGGAACGGGUUCCCGCAGAAAAUACGGGAAGGCCGAUCGAAAGAAGAAAAACCGUCGAAGAUGAAGCCGACCAAGGCAAGCGGGUUGACGAACAAGCCAAUGCCAGUGGUACUAUCAGCACCGGCGUCCAGGACGAGCAAGCAAAGGGAGACGAGGGCGAGCCUCACAGGGGAGGUAAGUCGACGUCACCCGAAGGCGGUGAUGGGACGUCACCCGAAGACGGUGAUGGGACGUCACCCGAAAGCGGUGAUGGGACGUCACCCGAAGGCGGUGAUGGGACGUCACCCGAAAGCGGUGAUGGGAAGUCACCCCAAGGCAGUGAUGGCGGCGACAGCCGCGGUCGUGACCACCCCCCUCGCGCGGAGAGCGACGAGAGUCGUCGGAGUGUGGACGGGUGGGGCCCACCCGCCGGGAGCGCACGUUUUUCCAGGCUUGGCCGAAAGGACUGCGAGGUGGCGUUUUCCGAGCUCAUGCUGGACGAGCGGAAUCGAGAAGGGCGCCUGCUGCGGCGCUUCCUCACCAUGGCGCAGGCCGACAAGUCCCCGCCACCACCUCCUCCUCCUCCUCCUCCACCCUCAUCGUCGAAUCCGGCGAAGAAGACGACAACAAUGUCAUGGUCGUCUUCCGGAGGCGCUACCGGGACCGGGGGCAAGGCGACCACGCUCGCCACCACCGCCGCCAGCAUGUUCUCCUCGAUGCGCCGGAGGGCAGCGCGCGGUAGCAACGCCAGCGGGGGUUCAAGCGUGAAAGCCGGCGACGAUAAGAACGGGGCGGGGGCUGCUAAGACUACUGGCAGGGAACCGGGAUCGGCAACGACGGCGUCGGCAACCGUCGGGAAGACGGGGGCCGUCACCGGGGAUGGCGAGGAGGGGGAAGGGCCGGUGGGCCCGCAGGUGGUCAAGGCGUUCAUCAACUACUUCUCGAAGGAGUACCUGGUGAACAUGUUCGACGUGCCCGACUUCCUGGUGCCGACCAUGACGGGGCUCGUGGCGUUGCUGGUGUUCCGGCAAGCGAGGAGACUCGUGUUUGGCUACGACCGGCGCCGCGUGGCAAAGAGCGAUGAAGCCUGGCGGGAGAAGGCGAGUGCUAAGACAGACGAGAGUACAUAG
Messenger RNA from Ectocarpus siliculosus, 2205 nucleotides. NCBI's taxonomy places the organism in Eukaryota, Phaeophyceae, Ectocarpales, Ectocarpaceae. The record is from the annotation of a GenBank genome assembly.